UCUGCCGCCUUCUCCUCAGAGCGAGACCUCAUAGUGGUGGGGUUGCAGGACAGCAUGAUUCAGGUUUGGAAUACCAAAGCAGGGCAGCAUAUUCGCACGCUCAGAGGGCAUACGGAUUGGGUUCAAUCGGUCGCUUUCUCUCCUGAUGGCAAAUGGAUUGUGUCGGGCUCGGAUGACAACACGGUCUGUAUUUGGGAUAUGCAAUCUGAGAAGCUUGUCCAUCCACCACUCAAGGGACAUAUGGACUCGGUCCAUUCCGUUGCUUUCUCACCUGACUCCAACUGGGUGGUCUCACGUUCAACAGAUGGAAUGAUUUGCUUAUGGGAUACCACAACGGGAACACUUGUGCACGAGCCAUUGCGCGGCCAUCCAUCCUAUCCAUCCUCUGUUGCAUUCUCGCAGGAUGGAAAAUGGAUUGCUUCGGGCGACCAGACCGUGCAGCUGUGGGAUGCCAACUCCGGCCAGCCUAUCGGGUCCCCUCUUCAGGGCCACACUAGCGGUGUCACAGCAUUGGCGAUCUCCCCGAACGGCAAGUUCGUUGUAUCCGGUUCUGUAGACGGUGUCGUUCAUCUCUGGGACACCACAGAACAAGCACUUUGCACGACUUUGAAUGGUCACAUCAACGCGGUGAAUUCUGUAGCGUUCUCGGGAGAUGGCCAGUACAUCGUCUCUGGAUCAUACGACAGGACUGUGCGUAAAGACAUUUAUGUGUGGAAUACCUCAACGGGAAAUCCAGUUCAAGGCCAUCACUGGCCGGAACACACCGCCGACUUACGCUACAUUGCGUUCUUACCCGAUGGACAGCACGUCUUGUCGUGGUCGGAUGAUGGCACAGUUCGCGUGUGGGAAGUCUCCACCGGUCAACAGAUUCGCCAUUUCACAGUUCCAACCUUGGUAUCUGGUUGGUCAAACCCUGCGCAUGCAUCAAUCUCUCAGGACGGGCGAUAUAUCGCAUUGUCCCGCUCAGAAGUGAUUAUACACCUAUGGGACAUCUCCACCGGGGAGCGUUCGCAGGAACCUCUCGAUCACACUUCUCACGUCGCAUCCCUUGCAUUCUCACCAGAUGGGAAGUGCAUCGCAUCGGGCGCACGGGAUAACACAAUACUCCUAUGGGACGUCGAGACAGGUCAGAUUGUAUGCGCACCAUCGGAGGGGCACACCGAUUCGGUAAACUGCGUUGCCUUUUCGCCCGAUGGCGCUUAUCUCAUGUCCGGUGACGAAGAUGGCGUCAUUCGGAUCUGGGACUCUGCCACGGGACAGACGAUCCGCGGUCCUUGGCGUGGCGAGGGCCGUUGGGUUAACUCCAUCGCUUUCUCGCCAAACGGACGCUACGUGGCCUCGGGCGGAAAGGAUUGUACAGUUCGCGUUUGGGACGCAAUCACUGGGAAGCCAAUCCGCGAGCCGUUUCGGGGUCACACAAGUUGGGUCCAGACAGUGGCAUUUUCACCGGAUGGCAAAUGCAUCAUAUCAUGCAGCAACGACGACACGAUCCGGUUCUGGGAUGCCUCGAUGGGG
Messenger RNA from Punctularia strigosozonata HHB-11173 SS5, 1515 nucleotides. RefSeq names its product WD40 repeat-like protein. The record is from RefSeq and is a predicted model, not a curated record. The annotation marks the transcript as partial. The transcript has 2 exons. NCBI's taxonomy places the organism in Eukaryota, Fungi, Basidiomycota, Agaricomycetes, Corticiales, Punctulariaceae. Gene Ontology annotation, molecular function: protein binding.